Molecule: messenger RNA, 1131 nt
Organism: Nicotiana tabacum (common tobacco)
Lineage: Eukaryota; Viridiplantae; Streptophyta; Magnoliopsida; Solanales; Solanaceae
Source: RefSeq, a predicted model, not a curated record
AUGGACAGAUUGGUGGAUAACUGUCAAGCUGUCUUUGUUCCUGGCAGGCUGAUUACGGACAACAUCUUAAUGAGUUAUGAUCUAGUGAAAGGUUAUAGAAGGAAGAGCAUCUCCCUUAGAUGUAUGCUUAAAAUUGAAAUGCAAAAAGCAUAUGACUCUGUGGAGUGGAGACCAACAGAUCCUUUUGAGGCAAAAAAGGGACUAAGGCAGGAUGAUCCACUAUCACCCUUUUUAUUUGUUCUGGCUAUGGAAUAUCUGAGCAGGUCAUUGAAGACCCUAAAGAAGGACAAGAAGUUCAAGUAUCAUCCCAGAUGUGCCAAGUUCAACUUAGUACAACUGGGGUUUGCAGAUGAUCUAUUGUUGUUCUGUAGAGGGGAAGUGCAGUCAGUACAGAUACUACACCAGCACUUUCAGAAGUUCUCUGCAGCAUCAGGACUGGUUGUCAAUCCAAAUAAGAGCAGCAUCUAUUUUGGAGGGGUAAAUCAGGUGAUUCAGAAACAAAUUAUGGAGAACUGGACAACAAAAUACUUGUCAUAUGCAGGUAGAGUUGUCCUAGUAAAGAGUGUGUUAUUUGCUAUCCAAACAUUCUGGGCACAGAUCUUCAUACUGCCUAAAAAGGUUAUCCAAUUCAUAGAGACUAUCUGUAGGAGGUUUUUAUGGACAGGAGAUGCUGAACCAACAAAGAAGGCCUUGAUUGCUUGGGAGAGACUGUGUUCACCUAAGGCUGCAGGGGGAUUGAAUUUCAUAGAUGUGGAAUUAUGGAAUGAAGUUGCUAUCUGCAAAUUGCUAUGGAAUAUAUGUACCAGGAAGGAGAAGUUAUGGGUUCAUUGGGUACAUACCUAUUACGUCAAAGGCCAAGCAGUGUGGAAUGUAGAACCAAAGAAUGCCUCUUGGGCAAUACAGAAGAUAUUUCAGGCUAAGAAGUACUUCACAAGAGCUGGAAUGACUGAAGAUGAUGUUCAACUAAUGACAAAGGGCUCCAUCAAAGGAAUUUACAGAUCUCUACAAGGUGUGUGUCAAAAAGUAACAUGGAUAAAAAUAGUGUGCAACAAUCAAGGACAGCCAAAAUGGAUAUUCAUAUUGAGAUUAGCAUUACAGCAGAGGCUAGCUACUAAAGACAGGCUGAUAUGA